ACGUUCCCUCCCCGUUGCUGUGCCCGCAACAACCCCCCACCCCCACCCCGCCGCCAGGGUGGGGGUCAGGGGAAAGGAGGUGGACACCCGCCUCGUGAGGGCAGCCGAAAUUGAGCGAUCGCCGAGCAGAUAGUGCAGGAUAGAGGGCACUCAAGGGUUAAGGUUAACACGACAAAUGUUUGCCCGCGCUGAAAGCCUUUAAAAAUCACAGUGUCAGGCGACAGCAACCCAGAGGUGUGCAGAGACUGAGAGAGCCAACACCCAACACCAGUGAUUGGCCAUGGCAGCUCCCGUCGUGGUAGUUUCCCAACCGCAGAUGACCACCACAACCACCACGGUGGUCACCAAUUCAAGACAAGGCUGGAGCACCGGCAUCUGUGACUGUUGUGACGACUGCGGCAUCUGUUGCCUUGCCUGCUGGUGCUUUCCUUGCUUCAUGUGCAAGACGGCUCACGAGUUUGGAGAAUGCCUUUGCCUCCCGCUGCUGGAGAUCUGCUGUAACGGCUCUGGCUACAUAUCGCCUGUGAUUCCUCCGAUCUCCCUCGUCAUGCGAACAGCCACCCGUGAGCGCUACAACAUCACGGGAUCCAUCUGCAAUGACUGCUGCACUAUGUACUGGUGUCUCUCGUGCGGCUGGUGUCAAAUCGCCAGGGAGAUAAAGCAACGCAAGCAGCAGGUGACCAUAGUCAACGCCACCACCUCCAUGUUGCCUCACCCGACCUAUGUACCCCAGCCUAUGUACGCAGGCCAGCUUUCCAAUCAGGUGGCCCCUCAGUACCCACAGUAAAGCUGUGUGUUUGGGCUGAGAAAGUGAUCUAUGCAGAGCAAUAGAAGUUUGAAAUAAUGUUUGUUGGAUUGCACUCUCCCUAUCGGACACUGACCGGUGUCUCUCAGUCCCUCUCUCUCAGGGAUAUCUAUUCACUGACCGGUGUCUCUCAGUCCCUCUCUCUCAGGGAUAUCUGUACACUGACCGGUGUCUCUCAGUCCUUCUCUCUCAGGGAUAUCUAUUCACUGACCGCUGUCUCUCAGUCCCUCUAUCUCAGGGGAUAUCUGUACACUGACUGGUGUCUCUCAGUCCCUCUCUCUCAGGAGAAUAUCUGUACACUGACCGCUGUCUCUCAGUCCCUCUCUUUCGGGGAGAUAUCUGUAAACUGAUGUGUAUUUGAUUGUAAAAGUGAACCCUGAUUAGUUAGAGUCCAGCAUAUCGCAAAGAACUCUGCCAGCUUCAAACACGCCAUUUGUGUGAAUCAUCUACCCCAACCUGCGUGGGGCAGAACAAAAUCUCAAUCUCACAGCAAGAAGGUCCAAAACAUUUGGAAGGUAGAACCCACACACAUGGGCACUUGAUCACUCACGUACAGUCACCCAGGCACACAGAGAUGCAGACAACACACACAUAGUGCAUAUACACACAGAAACAUAUGUACAUGCACAUAGACACAUAUGUAUACACACAUACAAUAGACAUAAACAGACAACAUGAACCCAGAUGCUGCCUGCUGCCUGCUGCCUGUGAAGAGUUUUCCCAUUCUCUCUGUAUCUCCAGGGCUUUGCUCCGGGUGCUCCAGUUCCCUCCCACAGUCUGAAGACAUACCAGUUAGUAGGUUAAUUGGUAAUUGGUGAUUAGGCUAGCAUUAAAUCAGGGAUUGCCGGGCAGUGCAGCUCGAAGGGCCAGAAAGUCCUAUUUUGCACUGUAACUCAAUAUAUAAUCAAUAAACAUACAUUCACAUAUGCACAUGCAUGCAAGGAUCCUUUAUCCUGUAAAUACGACACAACUACUCUCCAUACAAAGUGGGGUGAUCUAGGAACAGCUAGUGUAUCCAGUUGUGGUCACAUCCAAGGCCACCCACAGAAUAUCGUUUUCAUGCCUCUUUGCUCAUUAACAACUUAACCCCAGAUUCUGAAACCUUCCCUCCUUCAGAAUACUGCUCUUGUUGGCAGCGUUUCCUUUCUGAACAUUACCUCUAACUUCACUCAUCGGUCACAACUGGUCCGUAUUCCUAUCCGGUUGUUUGUACUUUAAGGAGAUAUACCAUAUAUUUGUCAUAAACCAUGCACUAAUUCUUUAAAUGUUUGAUGUUGCUUUUCCGGUCCUGUAUCUUUUCAAUCACCGGAUCCAAUGUUUGUUACAAUUUUUUCCCGAGUCUAUGUUUUUGAUUUAAGUUCCCAGUUUCAAAUCCAACAUGUGAUUUUAAUAAACCAUGCCAUGAUUAAAGUUAGUGGAUGUAAUUACAGUCUACAGUUGGAUUGGAAUUGGAAUGGGUUUAUCAUCGUCACAUGUACUGACAUAGUGAAAAAAUUGCCUUCCAUACAAAUCAUUGCACAGUGCAUUGAGGCAGAACAAGAUAAACCAAUAGCAGAAUGCAGAGUAAAGUGUAACAGCUAAAGAGAAAGUGCAGUGCAGGUAGAGAGUAAGGAUCAAGAUCAUAUUCAAAGUUCAAAGUAAAUUUUAUUUUCUAAGUACAUAUACAACCCUGAGAUUCCCUGUGGGCAUACUCAACAAUUCAAUAGAAUAAUAACCAUAACAGAGUCAAUGAACGACUCCCAAACUUGGGCAUUCCACCUGAAUGCAGAAGAUAAACUGUGACAAGGAACAAUAAUAAAUAAGCAUUAAAUAUCGAGAACAUGAGAUGAAGAGUCCUUGAAAGCAACUCUUAGGUUGUGGGAACAUUUCAAUGAUGGGGCAAGUGAAAUUGAGGGAAGUUAGCCCCUUUGGUUCCAGACCCUGAUGGUUGUGGGGUAAUAAGGUGUUCCUGAGCCUGGUGGUGUGAGUCCUGAGGCUCUUGUGCCUUCUUCCUGACGAGAAGAGAACAUGUCCAGCGUGGAGGGGGUGGAUAUUGCUUUCCUGCAACAGCAUUUCAUGUAGAUGUGCUCAAUGGCUGGGGGCCUUACUUCUGAUGGACUGGGCCAUAUCCAGUACUCUUGUAGAAUUUUCCAGGCUGUGAUGCAGACAGUCAAUAUACUCUCCACUACACAUCUAUAAAGUUCGUCAAAAGUUUUAGAUAUGUCAAAUCUCUGCAAACUCCUAAAAAAGUAGAGGCACUGCCGUUUUCCUUGUAAUUACACUUGCAUGCUGAGCCCAAGACAGGUUCUCUGAAAUAAUAACACCCAGGACUUUACAACUGCAAACCCUCUCCACCUCUGAUCCUCCAGUGAGGACUGGCUCAUGAACCUCUGGUUUUUUCCUUCUCCUGAAGUCUAUAAUCAGCUGCA
This is a messenger RNA of Mobula hypostoma (lesser devil ray), 3213 nucleotides long. Its product is annotated as cornifelin homolog. The record is from RefSeq and is a predicted model, not a curated record. NCBI's taxonomy places the organism in Eukaryota, Metazoa, Chordata, Chondrichthyes, Myliobatiformes, Myliobatidae. The transcript is spliced from 4 exons. The coding region runs from base 281 to 787 and encodes 168 amino acids.